Molecule: messenger RNA, 711 nt
Organism: Acanthosepion pharaonis
Lineage: Eukaryota; Metazoa; Mollusca; Cephalopoda; Sepiida; Sepiidae
Source: the annotation of a GenBank genome assembly
AUGAAACCUGUUUCUCUCUCUCUCUCUCUCUCUCUCUCUCUCUCUCUCUCACUAAUUCUUUUAGAUUCUUCCCUUCUGUUAACAAACUUUGAGAAGAAACCAACACACAAAAUGUUUUCUAUCUAUCCAUCUAUCUAUAACCGAAUGGGCCGAAAAUACGACGAUAAGGGACACAUUCCUCUACCUUUUCUUGUAUUCUUCCUCCUUCCGUUAUUUCUUUCUUUCCUUCCUUUCUUUUCUAACUUCCUCGAUUGCAACUUUCGCAAAAAAAGGGAAUAUUUGAAAUUGUUAUACGCCAAGGAAAGAAUAUUGGAUAUCCCUGUUAUCGACGCGGUCAACAACAACAACAACAACAACAACAACAAUAAACACGCACUCGCCAUCAGCGACUCCAGGUCUGGGACUGCCGACAUAGCCUUCUUUUCGUCUUCCUCCAAUAAAAAUACCAGCCCUGCCUCCGCUCUUGUCUUCACCGUCGUUGUCGCCACCGCCUUCCAGGCCCCAGUUCCUGGUUUUCUCCCCACUCCGACACCGACAACAGUGACAUUAAUAUUACCGUAUUCAGAGGCGGCCGCUUCGCUCUCGACAGCGUUUACAACUGCGGAGGGAAACCCGCCGAUCUGUGGCGCGGUAAAGUGGCACUACGACCACGACGACAUCGCUUCCCGCCGUUGCCCGCCAGACCUCUAUCGCUCCCUUCGACUACAGUAA